Molecule: messenger RNA, 3159 nt
Organism: Echinococcus granulosus
Lineage: Eukaryota; Metazoa; Platyhelminthes; Cestoda; Cyclophyllidea; Taeniidae
Product: Catenin beta
Exons: 6
Coding region: 1-3159 (1052 amino acids)
Biological process (GO): positive regulation of transcription by RNA polymerase II; cell adhesion
Cellular component (GO): adherens junction; catenin complex
Molecular function (GO): alpha-catenin binding; transcription coactivator activity; cadherin binding
Source: RefSeq, a predicted model, not a curated record
AUGGCCAACUUUGAUUCUACAGGCAAGUCUGCCAAUCAGCUUCGUGGGGAACUUUCGAGCUGCUCAUACUUAUCUGAGACUUAUGAUCUACUAGAGGCACCAAUGCAGCCUCUUGACAAAAAGCAGCAAACUCGGCUUUGGCAGCAAAAUCAAUAUCUUGCUGAUUCCGGUAUCCAGUCUGCGUUAACUACUCAUACUCCCAGUAUUAAUAGCAAGGGGAACCUGGAUGAAAUUGAACCUGAAGAAAGCAUCUUGAGCCAGGCCUCCGGCCCUUAUGUUCCCGCUUGGUCAUCCAGUGGACCCAUGUCCGUCUAUCCAUCAGAAUCGUGCCUACUAUCCCCUGGUACUCCAAGUGCUAGUAGCAUCAUUGGGAUGGAUCAUAAUAGUGAAGUCACCGGCAUGACCUGCUCCAGAUCCGAUGCAACGAUGGAUAUAAGGGGAAAUAAAAUAUCCGAUCUCGACACCGAUGAGGCUGAAAAUGCUAUUCCUGAACUCGUGCGGCUCAUCAAAGAUGAGGAUGAUAAAUUUGUAAUCUAUCAGGCCUCUACAAUGGUGUUUCAUCUAAGCAAGUCAGAGGCUAUCGAUGCUUUGAUUCAGUCCAAGGAAAUGAUUUCGUGCAUCCUUUCGGCACUAGACCCUACCGGUGAUCCUGAGACUGUCAGACUUCUAGCUGGUACACUCUACAACAUGUCGCAAACUCAAACUGGUCUCAAGGAAAUUUUUCUUGCUAAUUGUGUACCUUGCCUCGUGGGACUUCUUAACUCCCCUGUUGAAUCUGUCUUGUUUUACGCCAUCACGACUCUUCAUAACCUUUUGCUUCAUCAAGAAGGCGCAAAAGCGGUUGUGCGGCAGAGUGGAUGCCUGCAGAAACUGACGUCUUUACUGCAGAAGAACAACAUAAAGUUCCUUACCAUUUGCACUGACUGUCUGCAAAUUCUUGCCUACAGCCAUCAGGAGAGCAAACUCCAGAUUCUUGCCGGAGGUGGUCCUACUGAGCUCAUUCGCAUUCUAAACACCUACCAAUACGAGAAGCUACUUUGGACCACUGCACGUGUUUUGAAGGUUCUCAGUGUCUGUACUUCGAACAAGCCAGUGAUAAUCGAAGCUGGAGGCAUGGAGGCUUUGGCAAAACACUUGAAUAACACUAGCUCUCGUCUGGUGCUUAAUUGUCUGUGGACGCUACGGAACCUCUCUGAUGCCGCCACCAAACUGAAUGACCUCCAACCCAUCCUUCAGACGGUUGUUCAACUCCUCGGCAGCAAUGACCUGAACAUCGUUACUUGCGCUGCUGGAAUCCUCUCUAAUCUCACAUGUAAUAACAGUGCCAACAAGUUGAUUGUAUAUAGGAGAGGAGGUCUACGCGGCCUGUUGCACGCACUUGGACAUUGUCACGCAAAGGAGGAGAUCCUGGAGCCCAGUAUGUGUGCACUGCGUCACCUAACAAGUCGACACGAAGAGGAGGAGAAGGCGCGUAAUGAGUUUGUCACCCUACUCGGUGGCCACAUCCCUGUGGCCCAUGUUCUGCACGCUGCGACGGCUGGUGUAUGUCCGGAGCUCGGCCUUGUCUGUCAACCGCCACAUAAUCCCCUCACUUCGUGGACUCUUAUCAAGGCGGUGGUGGGUCUGUUACGAAAUCUCUCCAUGAAUGUCGACAAUCACCGGCCUAUGCUAGAGGCGGGGAUCGUCGCCGGCCUUUCUGUCCUCCUCUACGCCACCCAGUACGAAAUCUCCAAGCGCAAAGCCGCAGCGCAGCGCAAUGGCAACGGAGCCGCCCUUAGUGGGUCCCAGACGAUGGUUCACAACGUGCGUUUGGAGGAGAUAAUAGAGGGAAUCUGCGUAGCCAUGCAUAUGCUUUCGAGGGAACCUGGCACUCGUCUCCAUCUUUCGAGGUUCAGGGCUCCAACGCUGAACUGUCCGGGGUUCUCAUCUGGCGGCCCGUGCACUCCGGGCCUUACAAUAUUUGUCCACCUGUUGUGUACCUCCACCAACGAAUCGGUGCACCGCGCGGCGUUGGGUGUGCUGGCGGAGGUGGCGCAGGACCGCGACUCUCUCGACGCCAUCGCUUCGGUGCCGGGUAUCUCGACUCGCCUUAACGAGCUGGCGGGCUCGCGCAACGAGGCCAUUUCUACCUACGCGGGCACCCUCAUCCUCCGCCUUACCGCACCCUCCGCCGCCACCGUACUGCCAUCCACCGAGGAUGCCUUGACAGGGCACAGCAAGGUGGUGGUAGACAGCCUUACCACCCCACCGCCUCCACCCCUCCCUAUGGACACGAGUGGUGGUGGUGGAGGGCGCAUAUCUCCCGUCACCGCGUCCGCUUGCUUUCCUCCCCAACCACUCUUUCACCAGCACCACGGCCAACCUAUGACUUACGCUGCCCCACCACCACAGCAGCAAGCGCCGUCGGUCCAGCGGUACGCCCCAGGGGGAUACCAUUACUCUGGUGAGGCUGUGGCAGGACCUGGUGGUGGUGGGGUUGGGGGCAGUGGUGGUUCCCUAAUGGCUAUGGUGGGACCUCCGCCCCCCGCCUCAGUUUACUCUGUUAGUGGGAGUGGACCCUGCCCCAUGAGCGUCCAGUCGAUGCCUCCGCAGCAGCAUCCACACUGCUACCAACAACAGCCCAUGAAUGAAGCUGCCUACCCACAGCGUUCAUGGGGCAACGGUCCCUACGCCUCUGAUCCGCAAGGCCGUCCGCUGUAUGCGAAUACAAUGGCGCCUCACCACCCCCCACCAACACAACAACAACAGGAGACGCUGUACGGACCGCCGGGAAUGGGCUAUCCUCCGCCCUCAGGUAGUGUGCGGGGUAUGCCACCAGCCUACCACCACAGAGGCAGCCCGGCUACUGCAGGUUAUUACGCGGGCGGCUACAACAUUGAGCCGCAGCAGCCGCCACCGCAGGCUGGUCCUAUGACGUCACCAAAUCCGCGCGCUUGUUAUCCCACCAACACCCCAUCCUCGAUGGACACUACCACCAGCACCAGCGGUUACACCAGCCCUGGAACUGCAGGUCGAAUGGCCCUCGGUGACGACUUCAUGACUGGCGCGCCAGUCCUUGACGGUGGGGUAAAACCAUCGGCCAAUCCUUCGACGCCCACAUCGUCAGGUGCACCGCCCGACCACCGCUGGUUUUCGUCGGCCCAAAUGUGCCUGCCCUGA